This is a messenger RNA of Phanerochaete carnosa HHB-10118-sp, 1097 nucleotides long. RefSeq lists its product as uncharacterized. The transcript is spliced from 6 exons. The coding region runs from base 250 to 954 and encodes 234 amino acids. The record is from RefSeq and is a predicted model, not a curated record. NCBI's taxonomy places the organism in Eukaryota, Fungi, Basidiomycota, Agaricomycetes, Polyporales, Phanerochaetaceae.
AUGCUGUGAACAAAUCCGCCAGUCAAGCAGAGAUCUGAGAUUGUUGCUUGUUCCCAGCUUUGCGCAGCUAUGGAUUGACAGACGGAAGUGCUGGUCUUGUGGGACACUUCUUUUCUUGCAGGAGACAAUACUUCUCACCAGCUCGGACGCUCGUUCCUACGGUCGAGUAUAAGAUCGUGAAGCGAAUUCAAGUGGCAAGACAAGAAGCACACUCUCACCAUCUCAGUCUACGACCCGACGCUCGCAGCGAUGUUCAAGGCCGCCCUCGCCCUCGCUCUUUUCCCUUUGGCUCUCGCCUCCCCGCAGCUCUACGGGCCACCUCCAGGCCCUGCCACCCCCACCACCUCCUCGGUAUCCAGCGCCGCAUCAUCUGCGGCGGCGAACUCGAAUGAGAUUAUUGUCCAAGUCGGCGCGAACGGUGGCAUCAGCUACACACCUUCGGAUAUCCAGGCUCCGGUUGGCACCCUUGUCACCUUCAGCUUCCAGGCGUCAAUCCAGCAUUCUGUCACCCAGAUGUCGUUUGCUGACCCAUGCACGCCUAUGUCGGGUGGCUUCGACUCUGGCUUAACCAUGGAUACCACCUUCUCUGUCAAUGUUACUGAUGCUAGCACCCCCGUUUACUUCGCCUGUAAGUUCCCGACACAUUGUGGUCUUGGUAUGGCUGGCACCAUCAACGCGCCAUCAAGUGGCAACGGCUCCAACUCUGCCUUUUUGGCUGCUGCUUCUGCCAUCGGCGCCAGCGAGCAGACCAUUACCGACAACGGCCCCCAGACUGGCGGUGUCGGCGCGGUCGCGACUGCUGGCCCCACAAGUGGCACUCCCUCCGUCGCGGGCUCUUCCCCCACCAGUGGCUCUUCCUCGACAGGAUCUUCCUCAGGUGCUUCGUCACUGGCUUUCAGCAGCGUCUUGGCAGUACUUGGUGUUGUUGCUGGCGUCUUCGCCGUUGCCCUCUAGACAUUUCCAGGGCGCAGCCUGCACAUCCCCGCACGUCAGGGCGUAGACGGAUUCCUACCAUCGCUUCGAAGUCUCAUGUAGAUUUUUUUACUCGGACAUAAUCAUGCUUGUCUAUACCCGUCGAGUGAAACCGUUCGUGAUUC